GCUGCUCCGUGGGACUCGACAGCCCGGUCACGCGUUAGCCCGGCCCUGUGCAGGAAGCCAGCGGGCGAGCGUUGCAAUUCAGCCCGGAUCUGGCUGCGGGGAGGGAGGCUCGCUCCGGCCCCGCCCCGGGGGCUCGUAUUUGGAAAGUUUAUGGCGUGGAUUAAAGGCGGCCGAGCUGCCCCGGCGCCGCGGCUCAGGGUCCAAAGCCGGUGAGCUCAGGGGUGGCCCGGUUCAACUUUUGCAAUGUCCAAGUUUUAUCCCGCAGCGCGGGCGCCCGGGGUCACGGUUGAAAGACCCGCCGGGCCCCCCCGCAGCCUUGUUUGCUCCCCGGCGUGCUGAGGCUGGCGUUUUGCAAGCCCCGGGAAGGAAGACAAAUCCACAGGCUUCGGUGACACCUUUCAAGCUGGAGGGACCGGAUUUCCCUUUGCAACCCUUCGCCUCCCUGCGGCGUCCUGCAGCCUGGAUAUAAACCCCCGGCCCGGUCACCCCUCCCCGUGCUGCACACCUUCAGCUGAGAAGGGGCAGUGCAGGGAAGCCAGGCUGUGACUCCCCUGCCCCAGCCACAACCUGCAGGAGGGUCCAGGCCUCUGUGCCUGCAGAAUGGGCCGGGGGCUUUGAAGGCUCCUGGGGCUGGUUAGACAGGAGACAGCCACAUUCCGUGCCAUGCUGCGGCCAGGACCGUGUUGGGCUGAUGGUGAGGACAUUCUGCCUGGGUUACUUUCGCUGUAGUAUUUUUUUUUUUUAAAAAACUUCCUUGUAUUUGUUCAUCUUUGGCUCCUGCGUGGAUGCUGAGAGUGGAGUUAAGGAGCUCUGCCUACUUUAGUAUCCUCGCCUUCUUCUCUCCGCAAAGGAAGCGGCGUAUAAAGGAAUCCCAGGCAUUGCGGCGGUAAAAAAAACAUUCAUUAGUGGCUGGGUUACUUCUCUAUUUCCAUCAACGGCUGAAAUUGCAAAAUUGACCAAACAUCCUAGACACCCAAAGAAACAGAUGUUGGAGGCGACUGAUCCAGGAAGAGAAGCUGAGGUGCCGUAAGCCAAGGGCCUGGCUUCACGGUAGGAGCCCAGACACUGCAUCGGGAUGGCCCUGGGACCUGUGAGCUGGAGGGCUUCCUGCAUUCUGGGGGUGCUUUGGAUGCUGAGCUGCGGGGCUGGUGCUUCGGGAGCCGACGCUGGAUCUCGGGGUGUUGGGAGCCAAAUGCCCCCCCAGCUGGAAAUCGGGAGCAAGUCUGAUGGCAUCCGGUAUGCCCAGCACCAGGGCAGCCCUGCAGAUUGCUGGGAAGUACGGACCCAGAACAGCUCCAAGUGGUGCCACUUCAUCUGGACCACCCCGGACUGCCAAAUGGACAGCGGCUUCCUCAACUACCUGAACGGGGUCUUCUGCGUCUUCCCCUCGGGGCUGCUGCCGCUGGUGGUGACCCUAUAUGCACUCUGGCUGCUGUAUCUGUUCCUUAUCCUGGGAGUGACAGCUGAAAAGUUCUUCUGCCCCAAUUUAUCUGCGAUCUCCACCAAUCUGAGACUGGCCCACAACGUAGCAGGCGUCACCUUCCUGGCCUUUGGGAACGGCGCGCCCGAUGUGUUCAGUGCUGUGGUGGCGUUCUCCGACCCCCGGACUGCUGGGCUGGCUAUCGGCGCUCUCUUUGGCGCGGGCGUGUUUGUGACCACGGUGGUGGCCGGUGGGAUCGCCCUGCUCAAGCCCUUCACAGUGGCUUCCAGGCCGUUCCUCAGGGAUGCCAUCUUCUACAUGGUGGCCGUGUUCCUGACCUUCACGAUGCUGUACUUCCGGAGGAUCACUCUGGCAGGGGCGCUGAGCUACCUCGGGCUGUACAUCUUCUACGUUCUGACAGUCGUGAUCUGCACUUGGAUUCACAAAAGGCAACGUGGGGAAGGGUUGUCUUCUGCCGGCUCUGGCCAGCCAGAUCAUGCGUCCGACCCAGAAGAUGAGGAUUCCCUCUCCUCCAGCGUUCACCGUGAGGAGUACGAGGAGGAAUACCGGCCCCUGCUCCCCUCCGAGGAGGGGACUCUACAGAUCCUGACCAACUCCAUGAACCCUCUGGAUCGCAGGAAGUGGAGGAGGAAAUCCUGCUACUGGAGAUUCCUCAAGGUUUUCAAGAUGCCGGUGGAGUUCGUGAUGCUGCUCACGGUGCCCGUGGUGGAUCCCGAUCAGGAGGACCACAACUGGAAAAGACCACUGAACUGCCUGCACCUGAUCACCAGCCCUUUGGUCUGCAUCCUCACGCUGAAAUCUGGUGCCUAUGGGCUGUAUAAAAUCCAGGGGGUCUUCCCAGUCUGGGGCCUGGGAAUCCUGAUUGGUGCUUUCCUGGCUGCUAUUGUCUUCUGCACUACAAAGAACGAGGAGCCACCCAAGUAUCACUGUGUGUUCGCCUUCCUGGGUUUCUUGGCCAGCGCCCUGUGGAUUAACGCAGUCGCCACAGAAGUGGUCAACGUCCUGCGGACCUUAGGCGUAGUCUUCCAGCUGAGCAACACCGUGCUGGGCCUGACGCUGCUGGCCUGGGGGAACAGCAUCGGCGCUGGAGCUGGAUGGUCUUCUGGUCUGGAUUCUAGCUGGAGCACUGGGGCUGAGCCUGGUGUUUUCCUUCAUAACAGUGCCGGCUCAGUGCUUCCAGCUGGGCCGAGGGUACGGAGUCUGCCUCCUCCUCUACUACCUGGCUUUCCUCACGGUAGCUUUGCUGACGGAGUUCAAGGUGAUCCAACUCCCUGCCCUCUGACGGCAUCGCCACCGGAUGCCAUCUUGUCUCUUAGCACCUCUGGUGAGAAUGGUGGGAGCGGGUUGAUGAGCCUGCAGGGCUUGGACCAACCUGCUGAUGGUGAAGGGGCAAGAGGCGACGGUAGGACGGGCCAGAUGCAGGUGAGCCACUAGCAUGAGACUUUCCACAUUCGCUGGCUGGACCAGUUCUAUUCCCAGUGACUCAUUGAAGGACACGCCACCGGGGAGAUGAGGGACACGGAGCUCCCUUCCUGGUGAGCUCAGCUCUGGAAACGUAUCCAUUUCUCUACGCUGAAGGCAUGACUACCAUUGGAACAUCCCACCUGGAGGGUGUGUGCUUUGGAUCCUGUACACUAAGGUUCCUGUGACCCUGCCACCCCAGGAAAGGAAACUGGAGCAUCAGGAGUUGAGGUUACAUUGCUGCUCAGUUUAGCCAUCCUCUAGGCCAGGGGCUACCCAGCCAAAUGAGAGCUCAACCUAGGGCUGCCUGGACUUCGUCCCUGGGACUCCACUGCCAGUACUGAUUUCCAAUUGAUUUUUGUAAGGAAAGGGAUUAUUUAGAUUUAGAAUAGGGGCUGGUUUGUUAAUUAAAGAUUGGUUUUCAGAGGAAGGCUUUGCAUUACAUUACAAGUGGGGAUCAGUUUAAAUCCCUGCUGCCGUAAGUGGCAUUUUGCAGCUGCACGGAAAGGGGGAGGUGUUACCCUUCCCCCUAUAGGACAAGUGAUCGUUAUUCAUGGCACAAUAAAGCGAUUCUGUGAAAUGACUGUUUCAGUGCAACUUUGAAAGACUUCUCAGUGUUCCAGUGGCUUCGAUACGUACCCUUUCAGCCUUUGGAAACCUAGGUUAGGCUGAGAUGCUUUAUGGAAGGGCUGCAAAAUAAAACAGUGGUUUCUGCAUAGUGCGGUCGUGGUCCAUCACUGGGCUCACAGGAGCUAUUACAGCACAUCUGUCCAGCCAUGGAGCAGUGGGGAAAUAGAUCGCUACAGGGGCAAAUGCAGCAGCGCUGUAGCAGAAGCUUGUACCAUACCCAGCUGUACUGGGAGUACAUUUAAAUUUGCUCUAGUGCUGACGGGAAGUAGCAGUCGUCUCCCUUCAAUAGUGAAGGACCUCUGAACAGCAGUCACAUGUGGAUUAGUUUGCCAUUAAAGAAAAAAACAAUCCUGGUUUUCUAGGAAAUUGCAUUGUCAUGACUUUCUUUAAUCCUGUGUCAGCACUGUGCUUGGACUGAAUGACCACAAGGGUUAGUCAUGGGCCUUGUGCAACAGGGAUGGCAAGAAGCCUGGUGAAAUAAACUUAUCCAUCAACAUACAGGCAGCCCAGGGAGUGGAGACUGCCUGAGGGGGAGAGGAAAUAGUGGUGAACAUGUAUAAAAGCUUAACGGUUCGAGUUGUGGCCGCUUCGAAUGCCCAGAAAAGUGAACUGCACAGUUCUAAGAGAUUGUUUUCAGGUGCCAAAUCUGCACAAGAUUUAAAAACCAUCUAAAGGAAUAUUUGAGAAAAAAAAAAGCCCAUUUUCAAAAGUGACAGGCACUUCGAAUCUUAAAUUGCACUGAAAGUCAGUGAGACCUGGGCUCCUAAGUCACAUACAAAAAUGGGAUCUAGGCACUUCUGAAAAUUUCACUCUAGACCACAAGGGAUAACUCUGGUGGGUUGGAGAAAGGGAGCAGCCAGUUUACAAAUUCCUAGGGUUACUUAGCAUUUUAAAUGCAUCGCAGCAGAAGUUUCCGGCAGCUUUUAGAGUGGGGGCAACGGGAGGGGGGGUCUCUGUACCUAGCGACUGCAAUCUAAGGAGGACAGGGAU
Molecule: messenger RNA, 4522 nt
Organism: Gopherus evgoodei (Goodes thornscrub tortoise)
Lineage: Eukaryota; Metazoa; Chordata; Testudines; Testudinidae
Gene: SLC8B1
Product: solute carrier family 8 member B1
Exons: 13
Coding region: 1076-2875 (599 amino acids)
Biological process (GO): calcium export from the mitochondrion; intracellular calcium ion homeostasis
Cellular component (GO): membrane
Molecular function (GO): calcium:sodium antiporter activity
Source: RefSeq, a predicted model, not a curated record